AUCUUGUCUAGCUAGAUACAGUACGCUUUCUCUGUCUUUCUUACUGUCGCAGUCUCCUCAGUCCCCUUUUGCUUCUUUUUUCUCGUAUCGCUCCAAAUUGCUGUACUGUACUCUUCUUCAUUCAAUGUAAAUGUAGAAGCUUCUUCUUCCUCAGAGAGCAAUGGCUGUAAUUGGCAUCAAUACCAUUUCGCUCUACGAACUCGAAUCCGCCGUCUCUGCUCUCCGAAUUUACUGGUUUUGAGCUAUUCUUUGCUACGAAAAUAGCUUCGCAACAACCAGGCUUUAUGUUUCAGUCAGAUACAGGUAUUUUGAUGUUAUGCUAGAUGCUGAAGUAAAGAGAAGGUUAAGGAAUUUUUUAAUGGUUAGGCUUCGCGGCCUCAGUGAGAACUUUAGACCACAUCUGUCAAGAGCUUGCAAACAUGGUAGCUCGCUGAGCAACCGACAUGUAUGCCUUUUGCUGCCUUUGUAAAGUGUGAUUGAACUCAACUAACCUUUGGGAAGAAACCUGUGUGAAUGCCAGUCGGUAGACGGUUUAUAAAUGCUGGAAAAUGGUUUAGAUCCGAGUUUCACAGUUGAAUUCUCAGUUGAGGAAGUCGAGAUGGCUCUGAAACUAGGGUUGCUUUGCAAAAAUGGUGUUCCAAAACUAAGAGACUCCAUGGAAGAAGUGGUGCGGACUUUUGGAAUCUUCUUUGUUCGGCAGUUAUCCAGAAAACGUUAAAGCUAUACAAGGUGGAGCUUGCAUCGUAUUGAGUUGAGAGAAUACCUGCACAUCAGAUCCAGACUCUCUGGUUCAUCAUCUGGGAUGGCUCGUUGGUUGCUUCAGAUCCUGAUAAUCUCUUCUCUUCAUCUGAUUUCUCUAUCAAGUCAACAAGAGACAAGGUUUGUCUAUGAAAGCUUUCUCGACCAAGAAAAUCUUUAUAUUGAUAAAUCGGCUGUAGUACUUCCCAGUGGAUUAUUGCGGUUGACGAACGCUUCGGAGCAUCAGAUUGGUCAUGCUUUCCACAAGAAACCACUUGAGUUCAGUCCAACCGGGCCACUCUCUUUCUCAACACACUUUGUGUGUGCUCUGGUGCCUAAGCCAGGUGUUGAAGGUGGCCAUGGUAUUGCCUUUGUAUUAUCUCCUUCUAUGGAUUUCACGCACGCAGAGUCAACUAGAUACUUGGGGAUUUUCAAUGCUUCAACAAGUGGAUCUUCCUCUUAUCACGUGCUUGCUGUUGAGCUUGACACUAUUUGGAACCCAGAUUUCAAAGAUAUCGACCACAAUCAUGUGGGGAUUGAUGUGAACAGUCCUAUAUCUGUCGCAAUUGCUUCGGCAUCUUACUAUUCCGACAUGAAAGGGAGUAACAAAAGCAUAAUCCUUAGAAGCGGAAAACCAGUACAGGUCUGGGUGGAUUAUGAAGGCACUUUGCUCAAUGUUACGAUUGCUCCGCUUAAAUUGCAGAAGCCAAGUCGACCUCUUUUGUCACACCCCAUCAACCUUUCAGAAAUCUUUCCGAAAAGAUCAAGACUGUUUGUUGGGUUCUCUGCAUCAACAGGGACAGCGAUCAGUGAUCAAUAUAUUCUUGGGUGGAGUUUUAGCACAAGCAGAGGAUCGCUGCAGCGACUCAAUAUCUCAAACCUUCCUGGUGUUCCUCAUCCACAUAAGAAACUACCGAAACUUUAUAUCAUCCUGCCUGUUUGUUUGGCUAUUGUGCUGUUGGCUGCGCUUGCAGGACUUUAUUUCCGCAGGAGAAAGAAGUAUUCAGAAGUAUCGGAAACAUGGGAAAAGGAGUUUGAUGCACAUCGGUUCUCUUACAGGUCCUUGUACAAAGCAACAAAGGGGUUCAGCAAAGAUGAAUUUCUCGGAAAAGGAGGUUUUGGAGAAGUUUAUAGAGGAAAUCUCCCACAAGGCAGAGAUAUAGCCGUGAAGAGAGUUUCCCAUAAUGGUGAUGAAGGUGUGAAGCAAUUUGUGGCUGAAGUCGUGAGUAUGAGAUGUCUGAAACACAGGAAUCUUGUACCACUUUUUGGGUAUUGCAGAAGAAAACGAGAACUUCUUCUUGUCUCAGAGUAUAUGCCGAACGGUAGUCUUGACGAGCAUCUGUUUGAUGACCAGAAGCCGGUUCUUUCUUGGUCACAAAGACUCGUGGUUGUUAAGGGUAUUGCUUCUGCUCUCUGGUACUUGCAUACAGGUGCUGACCAAGUUGUUCUGCACCGAGAUGUCAAAGCUUCCAACAUUAUGUUAGACACGGAGUACAAUGGAAGGUUAGGGGAUUUUGGCAUGGCCAGGUUUCACGAGCAUGGAGGCAGUGCAGCUACAACAGCAGCCGUGGGCACUGUAGGGUACAUGGCACCAGAGCUAAUCACAAUGGGAGCUUCCACUGGAACUGAUGUUUAUGCAUUUGGUGUUUUCAUGCUUGAAGUAACCUGUGGGAGGAGACCCGUGGAACCGCAGUUGCAAGUUGAGAAACGACAUAUGAUCAAAUGGGUUUGUGAGUGCUGGAAAAAGGAUUCUUUGCUUGAUGCUACCGACCCAAGAUUGGGAGGUGAAUACAUAGCCGAAGAAGUCGAGAUGGUUAUGAAACUCGGUCUGCUCUGUUCAAAUAUAGUGCCAGAAUCCAGACCUACAAUGGAACAAGUGGUUCUGUACCUCAACAAAAACCUACCUUUGCCAGAGUUCUCACCAUAUACUUUGGGGAUUGGCACAUUUGCUCCUGUUCUGGUUGAUGCAUCCUCCCUUGUAGUCUCUUCCGCGUCAUGGAGUUGGUCAGCCCCCUCAAUGUCUUCUUCCUCAACAAACCACUCACCUUAUGCUUGUCAGUCAACCGAUCAGCCAUGGGGACAGACAUUGGACACUACAAACUCUAUUCACAUAGUUGCAGAACCAGAGAAGCCUAAGACUAUCGCACCCGCUGUCAAAACGGUCACAUUGUCUGGAGAAAAUCUUUAGUCCAAUCAUUCCAGCAUCGGCAGUGAGAGGUAAUUCCUGAUGUACAUAUCAACAAGAAGAUCUCAUUAGCUCUCAAUAUUGUUUUAUCUGUCUCACUUGUCCCAACAAAAUCAGUUUGUUCUUUGGAAAUACUUAUCUGAUUAAUGAGAUUAUACAUUUUUCAUA
Messenger RNA from Capsella rubella, 3091 nucleotides. RefSeq names its product L-type lectin-domain containing receptor kinase I.9. Gene Ontology annotation, molecular function: ATP binding; protein kinase activity; carbohydrate binding. Bases 803 to 2926 code for a protein of 707 amino acids. The transcript has 4 exons. The record is from RefSeq and is a predicted model, not a curated record. NCBI's taxonomy places the organism in Eukaryota, Viridiplantae, Streptophyta, Magnoliopsida, Brassicales, Brassicaceae. Gene Ontology annotation, biological process: protein phosphorylation. Gene Ontology annotation, cellular component: plasma membrane.